This is a messenger RNA of Brassica rapa (field mustard), 1239 nucleotides long. RefSeq lists its product as uncharacterized. Lineage: Eukaryota; Viridiplantae; Streptophyta; Magnoliopsida; Brassicales; Brassicaceae. The record is from RefSeq and is a predicted model, not a curated record.
AAAUAGAAGGAAAGGAGAAGGAGGUUUUGUUGGUCGACUUUGCUAAGAUAAAGAGAGAGACUGACUCUUUUCUCCCUCCCCAGCCUUCUCUCUGCAAGAAACUUCUUCUCUUUCUCUCUCUAAAACCCAUUUUCAUUCUCUCUAGGAAAAAAAAAAUAGUUCCAAGCUUUACUCGAAAAGACUAUCCUUUUGCUUUACUGCAAUCAAGUUUCUCACGAAAAUGGCAAUCGAAGAUCAAGAGAAGACAAUCCGAGAAAUCAAGCCUAAAAACAGAAGAAUCAUGGGAGCUGGUGGACCAGAGGAGGAAGAUAACCGAUGGCCUCCAUGGCUGAAACCUCUGCUUAAAGAGCAAUUCUUUGUUCACUGCAAGUUUCAUGUAGACUCUCACAAGAGUGAAUGCAACAUGUAUUGCUUAGACUGCACCAACGAUCCGCUCUGCUCUCUCUGUCUUUCCCAUCACAAGGAUCAUCGUACCAUUCAGAUAAGGAGAUCUUCUUAUCAUGAUGUUAUAAGAGUGAAUGAGAUACAAAAGUAUCUUGACAUAUCAGGUAUCCAAACAUAUGUGAUCAAUAGUGCUAAAGUGGUUUUUUUGAACGAGAGGCCUCAGCCUAGGCCAGGGAAAGGCGUUACCAAUGCCUGCAAAGUUUGCUAUCGUAGCCUCGUUGAUGAUAGCUUCCGCUUCUGUUCUCUUGGCUGCAAGAUUGCUGGAUCAUCUAGAGGCUUUGAAAAGGGAAGGAGGAACCUUGCGAUGGAAUCAGAGGAUUCAGGUGGCGGCAUUGGGAUUGGGAGGAACAUAUCAAAUCUCCAGAGUUUCAGACCAUCAACACCUCCACUUACUACAUCUACUAGUUGCAGAAUCGCCAAGAGAAGAAAGGGAAUCCCUCACAGAUCUCCAAUGGGAUGAACACCGGUUAAAAAGAAGAAGCAAAAGAGUUCAAGCUAAUACAGAAGCUUUGGCCAUUUGCUAGUUUCUUGAUUUACAAGAUUACACACAAAGGUAUAGCUAAUAUAGAAGCUUUGUCUCUUGUCUUUUUCAUAUAAUGAAAGAAAUAGUAUUUUGCUUGUGUUAGCAAAAAGAAAAGGUCUGAAGUUAGGUUUUGUCAUACUAAUGGAAAGUCUGUGAAUAUGUAAUGUGCUUUGUAUAUUUAUAUGGAUGUGAUGCAAAAAGUGAAGAAAUGGCAAUAUAGAGAUUUUAAAGGGGUGAAAAUGGGAAUAAAACAAAGUUAAACUUGAUUUUCA